AUCACGGGUACAUGACUUGUCGUCAACAACAAAAUCAACAUAGUUAUUGAUUAAUGGUCCUGUGUUUGUUGUUUUGUGUGUCCAAGUCUAUCAAAAUCAUUCUUUGGUUUUGUUUUCUAUUGUAGAUUGUAGGUACUGCUUCAAUACAUCUUUCAAUCACCGAGAUCUUGAAUUCUUCAGUUUCAAGACAAUAAUUGAAGUUCAAGGCCAUUAGUUCCAACAAGAAGGAAAAUGGGGUUCACUAGUACAAGUGAAAAAGAAGAGAUGUUCAUGGCGGAUUCAGAAAGAGCAAAGGAGCUCAAAGCUUUUGAUGACACAAAACUUGGUGUCAAAGGACUUGUUGAUGCAGGAAUUACCAAGAUCCCUCGCAUAUUCUAUCAUCCCUCUGAUAAUUUCAAGAGGGUCUCAGAAUUUGGCCAUGAAGAUUACACUAUUCCAGUUAUAGACCUGGCAAGAAUUCAUGAAGAUCCUAGUGAACGCAAAAGGGUUGUUGAGAGAGUCAAAGAAGCAUCAGAGACAUGGGGUUUCUUUCAGAUUGUGAAUCAUGGCAUCCCUGUGAGUACUCUGGAGGAGAUGUCAGAUGGGGUGCUAAGGUUUUUUGAGCAAGAUAGUGAGGUCAAGAAGGAGUUUUAUACUCGUGAUCAAAGACCCUUUAUGUAUAAUAGCAAUUUUAAUUUAUAUACCAAAGCUCCAACUAGUUGGAAGGACUCUUUCUUCUGUGAUCUUGCCCCUAUUGCCCCUAAACCAGAGGACUUUCCAUCUGUUUGCAGAGACAUACUGGUGGGUUACUCAAAUCAAGUAAUGAAACUAGGGACUUUGCUGUUUGAGUUACUAUCAGAAGCUCUUGGUCUGAACUCAAUCUACUUAAGAGAUAUCGGUUGCAAUGUGGGACAAUUUGCUUUUGGCCAUUACUAUCCUUCCUGUCCUGAAUCAGAAUUAACUUUGGGAACGAUAAAGCAUGCUGACGUUGAUUUCAUUACAGUGCUUCUACAAGACCAUAUAGGUGGCCUCCAAGUUCUUCAUCAGGACACGUGGAUCGAUGUAACCCCUGUGCCUGGGGCUCUAGUUGUUAACAUUGGUGAUUUUCUACAGCUAAUCUCAAAUGACAAAUUCAAGAGUGCUCAACACAGAGUACUGGCCAAAACUGUUGGUCCAAGAGUCUCUAUUGCAUGCUUUUUUAGUCCAGCAUUCCAUCCAUCUUCAAGGACUUAUGCUCCCAUUAAGGAACUUUUAUCUGAAGACAAUCCUGCAAAAUACAGAGAAUUUUCAAUUCCAGAAUUUACAGCUCACUACAGAACAAAAUGCAUGAAGGGUACUUCUCCUCUACUACAUUUCAAGAUUUGACAAGUACAAUGUUGUAAAAGUGACUAUGUCCUUGAUCCAUUGCUCUCGUUUAACGGAGCUGAAUGUAGCAAAUUUUGGAACUUCCACUGUGUCAAUUUCUUGAGGAGGAAUUAAUGAAAAACUUGGAAGAGAUAUUUUUAUGCCUUCAACUAGAAAUUAUCAGAUGGUGAGGAGGGGUUAUAAUGGCCCAUAUAGAUUUUCACAUGACAUGUAAUAAAUUAUUAUUAAUUUUUUUUAAAUUGAAAAAAUUAAAUACAAGUCCUUUGGAAA
Glycine soja is the source of this 1614-nucleotide messenger RNA. Its product is annotated as 1-aminocyclopropane-1-carboxylate oxidase homolog 1-like. The transcript is spliced from 3 exons. Lineage: Eukaryota; Viridiplantae; Streptophyta; Magnoliopsida; Fabales; Fabaceae. Bases 232 to 1344 code for a protein of 370 amino acids. The record is from RefSeq and is a predicted model, not a curated record.